Xenopus tropicalis (tropical clawed frog) is the source of this 1609-nucleotide messenger RNA. It is a transcript of the gene tacr3, whose product is annotated as tachykinin receptor 3. Gene Ontology annotation, cellular component: membrane; plasma membrane. The record is from RefSeq and is a predicted model, not a curated record. Gene Ontology annotation, molecular function: tachykinin receptor activity; G protein-coupled receptor activity. The coding region runs from base 204 to 1499 and encodes 431 amino acids. NCBI's taxonomy places the organism in Eukaryota, Metazoa, Chordata, Amphibia, Anura, Pipidae. The transcript has 5 exons. Gene Ontology annotation, biological process: tachykinin receptor signaling pathway; G protein-coupled receptor signaling pathway; signal transduction.
ACUUGCUUUGAAUGAAGCGCAGUUCUUGCCAAGCUUUCAGCUCUUAACUGUCACAGUGAGCUUUUUUUUAACUUGUUACCCAGAAAAUGCUCAGAGCUUUUAGCUUUCUAUUCAAGGAUCUUCUAUUUAUAUUACUGCAUUGAAGUUGAAAAGCUUCAGCCCAGCUAUACAGUUUGUUGGCAUACUGAACAUUUAAAGAAAGAAUGACCUCCAUGCCCACAAACCUCACUACUGGAGAAGUAAUUGGGAUUUUUGCACCUCUGGGGGAAGGGGUGUUAUGGCCGAACAGCACUCAGAGGAAUGUGAGUUCUCCCGUGGCUCACAAGUUCGUGCAGCCUCCUUGGCGUAUUGCCCUGUGGUCUCUGGCUUAUGGAUCCAUGGUAGCUGUGGCUGUGUUCGGAAACAUCAUUGUGAUUUGGAUCAUCCUGGCCCACAAAAGAAUGAGAACUGUCACCAACUACUUCCUGGUGAACUUGGCUUUCUCCGACGCCUCCAUGGCAGCGUUUAACACACUGGUGAAUUUCAUUUAUGCCCUGCACAAUGAGUGGUACUUUGGAGAGGCUUACUGCAGAUUUCACAACUUCUUCCCUAUCACAUCCAUAUUUGCCAGCAUUUACUCCAUGUCUGCGAUAGCAGUUGAUCGAUACAUGGCUAUCAUUGAUCCUUUGAAGCCAAGACUUUCUGCUACUUCAACAAAAGUGGUCAUCGGAAGCAUUUGGAUAUUUGCCAUUUUGCUUGCCUUUCCUCAGUGCCUCUAUUCCAAAAUAAGAGUGACACGAACCAGGACUCUAUGUAUGCUGGUUUGGCCAGGAAAAGAUGAAAGACUUACAUAUCAAUUUAUUCUGGUGUUGCUGGUUUAUGUCUUACCCUUAAUUGUGAUGGGAGUCACAUAUACGAUUGUUGGAAUUACAUUGUGGGGAGGAGAGAUACCCGGAGAUACAUCUGAUAAAUAUCACGAACAGCUCAGAGCCAAAAGAAAGGUUGUGAAAAUGAUGAUUGUGGUUGUGGUGACAUUUGCAAUAUGCUGGCUUCCUUAUCAUAUAUUUUUUCUUGCUGAUGCACUUGAUAUAAAACUGGACCGAUGGAAAUAUAUUCAGCAGAUCUACCUGGCUAUUUUUUGGCUUGCAAUGAGUUCGACCAUGUACAAUCCCAUUAUUUACUGUUGUCUAAACAAAAGGUUCCGUGCUGGGUUCAAAAGAGCUUUCAGAUGGUGUCCCUUUAUUGAGGUAUCCAGCUAUGAUGAAUUAGAAUUAAAAUCCACAAGAUUCCAUCCAACAAGACAGAGCAGUCUGUACACUGUUUCUAGAAUGGAAUCAAGCAUGACUGUUGUGUUCGAUCCAAAUGACGUAGAGAACAACAAGCCUUCUCAUAGCCAUAAGAAAAGAGCAGCUACCAGUGAGUCUACUUUCAAUGGAUGUUCUCGGAGGAACUCCAAAUCUGCCUCCACAAAUUCAAGUUUUAUUAGCUCGCCCUAUACUUCUCCAGAUGAUUAUUCAUAACGGGAGCAUAAUGGGAACAAGACUGUGUUCAUUGUAAAAACCAUAUUGUGUAAGUUCAUUAAAGAAAUAAGAAAACCUUAAAGAGAAAAAUGAAAGGAAUAAUUCCAAAC